CAUUGAACAUCACAUUGCAGCCGACUUCACAACCAAAUUUCAAGCAAUUGUUUUCUCCUUUGCAGUUUUUACUCGUGUUGCUCUUCGCAGUUAUAUGAUGCUAUUUUCGUGCAUAUGAUACACACUUCUUCCACUCUAAUCUCGAAUAUACUUUUUGCGACGCGCCGGUAGACUCGUAAAGUCCGCUGUGCUCAGAUACCGUUUCCAUCCCAUCAACCUCCUUUGCCAACUACUUUCGCAUGACAGCUUCUUAAGACAUGGAUACUGACGAGGCUCCCGAUCGUUACUUUACCUAUGAUGGUAGAUUGGCGUCAUUUCAAUCUACAUAUCGACCAUCUGGUACUAAAGGAAAAGCUUCAAAAGCACUCACUUGGCCACACAAACAACUUGACCCAGCCCAAUUUGCCCAAGCCGGAUUCUACUUCGACCCUUCCCCCGAAGCACCCGACAACACUGUCUGUUUCCUUUGCGUAAAGGCGUUCAAGGGAUGGGAAGAGAAUGAUAGCCCGUUAGAGGAGCACCUACGAUUAUCACCACGUUGCGGCUGGGCUAUUGUGGCCGCCAUCGAGGCGGGCCUAGGAGAUUAUGGCUUUGAUGAUCCUAACGAUGUACCAAUGGCUGAAGCGCGAAAAGCUACGUUCGGGGGGCUCUGGCCUCAUGAAGGGAAGAGAGGAUGGAAAUGCAAAACCAAACAGCUUGUGGAAGCCGGUUGGAAAUACACGCCGACUGCAGACUCGGACGAUAUGGCAACUUGCACCUACUGUUCUCUUGCACUUGAUGGUUGGGAACCCAAAGAUAACCCAUUGGAUGAGCAUUAUAGGCGGUCCCCGGACUGCCAUUUCUUUGCAUUAUUGAACCAAUAUAAGAAGGGUCCAGCAAAGAAGAAAGGUAGAGGAAAGGGUGCCAGAGCCUCCCAGUCGUCCAGACUAUCCUCUCAGUCCAUUGCUACGACUGUUGCAUCUGACGCAACAUCGUUACUUGAGCCUUAUGUCGAUCAUGAUGACAGUGUUAUGACUACUACGUCCAUCAUGACCCAAGGUGGCACAAAGCGGGGCAGGGCGAAAAAGACAACUGCCUCUAAGGGAAAGAGAACCCGAGCGAAGAAGGAAGAGGUGGUUGAGGUGCUUGAAGAUUCCCCAGAACCACAAGAGGAGCUGGUAUUCCCAAUGCCGCCACCGAAGGCUACUCGUGGACGCAAGCGAGCUAGUGACCCCCUUGAAGACUCGGAGCUGACAACGGCGGACGUCCCAGCAGCUAAGAAGAGAGCCACGCGCACACGAAAGGCGAGUAUUGCCGAGGCAUCCGUUAUUGAACAAGAACCCGACCAGGAGAUGUCCGACAUAGAUCCAGCUCCUAAGUCAAAAGCGAAAGGAAAGAAGCCCAGAUCGACUAUCACUCGCAAGACUAGAAAAGCCUCUACGGCGUCUACUAUAUCAAAUAUUUCCCUCCAAGGAGAUGCUGCUCACAUGAUGGAUGAUGAAGAGCUUGAUAGACAAUUACAGGCCGAUCUUGACCGACCGUUAUCAGACGAUGAAAAUAUUGCAGCCGAUUCAGAUUCAGACCGAAAGAAAGUCCCACCUAAGCAUAAGAGCAAGAAGGCUGCCGUUCAGAAAAAGGACCCUGCAAGUCAAGGCGAAGUGUCGGGUGAUCAUGCUAUGUUCGACCCUCAGCCCCCUCAUAUUGACGAGGCAGUAGUUGAAGAUGAGCUGAAAGCGCUAGAGGCCGAGAUGGAAAUUGAGCAAGUCGAGGCACCUCCAAUUCCAAAGAAAGGCCGUAAAGUAACUUCCAAGAAGACUUCGAAGCAAACAACAAAGAAAGCUAAAGAGGCCGAGUCCGCUGCGCCAAAUGUCGAGACGGCAACUGUAGAUGAAUUGGCCGAAGGUCAUGACGUGAGUAUUGUUAGCAACUCAACUAUGGUCCGAACUAGCCUUGCGUCGAAUGCGGCUCCUAGGAAACGUGGUCGGCCUAGUAAAAAAGCCUCAAUAGUAACUCCAGACCCGAAUCCUGAUGAACUUGCCGAUGUUGAGGUCAGGGCUCCAUCCGAAGCUAUUGACGUUGGCAGUUCCGCUGAAAAAAUACCUGCGACAAAGACGAAGACUCUCUCCCCCGCAGCAACGUCUUCUCCUUUAGUCAGUAAACCUUUACCUCCGCCUCCAAUGGAGCCGGAUGAGCUCCAGCCUCCUUCAACGCCUAUUGCCUUAACAUCUCCAACCCCGGCCGCAAAUCAGGCGAUUUUAUCACCUUCACAGUCGCCUCAGGCUUCUGAUGCUGAAAACGAGCCCCCAUCUUCGAAGCCCUCAAAUACCACAAGUAGCUCUCGGGUUGUCCUGGCUCCCAUUACUGCUACGCCUGUACGCACCUCCCCGUGUAAACAAAAUGUCCUGGCUGGGUUACAGAGCAAUACUCCCUGGACUACUGUCGACGUUGAUAUGGUUUUCGAGAAUAUAGAUAAAGAGAAUACCUCAGGAUCAGCGAAGUUCUUGAAGAGUGGUGCUGAUCUCACUAGCCCUGAAAAGCGAAUGACUGUCGAGGAGUGGAUUUAUCACAACGCCGAGGAAGCCGAGAAGAAGUUAAAACACGAGUGUGAGACCAUGGUUACAGCCUUUGAGAAAGAAGGAACGAGAGCCAUGCAAGCUCUUGAAGGCCUUAUCGUCGACUAGGCGAGGGACAAUUGGGUUAGGUUUAGGUUGGUCGGCCAGGUAUAAUGACUAUAGUGCGGGUCUGGGUAUGAUAGGAUGGACGUUACGAUAACCAUAUUGGCGUUGGCGGCUUGCUUUCGGAUACAGGAGUUGGAUGCAGCUGAGAUUGAUGCGAUCCAUCCCUGUUUGUCACCAAGUGAGUGAUAUGAAGAGAUACAUGUGAAUAGAGCGAUUGAAUCAGGAGUGUCGUAUUACGGCCAUUAGCUCUAUCAUCAUAUAUACCCGAACGAUACUAUGAUGCAUUGGUUGUGAAUUUUUUGGCUUAUAUGCCGCAUGCAUCCUUGAGACGCUAAUACUAUGUAGAAUUUAGUGGUUGG
Molecule: messenger RNA, 3016 nt
Organism: Daldinia decipiens
Lineage: Eukaryota; Fungi; Ascomycota; Sordariomycetes; Xylariales; Hypoxylaceae
Exons: 4
Coding region: 258-2660 (800 amino acids)
Source: RefSeq, a predicted model, not a curated record